Molecule: messenger RNA, 498 nt
Organism: Cyanidioschyzon merolae strain 10D
Lineage: Eukaryota; Rhodophyta; Bangiophyceae; Cyanidiales; Cyanidiaceae
Product: 60S ribosomal protein L12
Exons: 1
Coding region: 1-498 (165 amino acids)
Biological process (GO): translation
Cellular component (GO): cytosolic large ribosomal subunit; ribosome
Molecular function (GO): structural constituent of ribosome; large ribosomal subunit rRNA binding
Source: RefSeq, a predicted model, not a curated record
AUGCCUCCAAAAGGCGACCCGAACGCUGUAACCAUCGUCUACGUCAGGGUUGUUGGCGGGGAAGGUGCGGCUGCCUCCAGUUUGGCGCCCAAGAUUGGUCCACUCGGACUCUCACCUAAGAAAGUUGGCGAUGAUAUCGCAAAAGCGACAAAGGAUUGGAAGGGUCUGCGCAUUAUGGUCAAGCUCACCGUUCAGAAUCGUCAAGCGCAGGUUGAAGUCGUCCCGAGUGCUGCAGCGCUGAUCAUCCGCGCUCUGAAAGAGCCGCCCCGAGACCGAAAGAAAGUGAAGAACGUGAAGCACGAUGGGAACUUGACUCUUGAUGAAAUCAAAGAGAUCGCUCGAAUUAUGCGGGAACGAUCCUGUGCACGUGAGCUCAGUGGAGUGGUACGUGAAAUUCUCGGGACCUGCCACAGCAUCGGGUGCAUGGUCGAGGGACGUCAUCCACGAGAAGUCAUCGAGCAGAUCCGCUCUGGCGAGAUCAUGAUCGAGAACGUGUAA